AUGAAACGCUCUAAAAGUCAGCCGGCUCGCUUUGAGAGGAAAGCUGAAAUCCAAGUGAUAAACGAUGAAAAAAUGGAAAAACGUUUGAAUAAGAUGAAGAAGAAAGGAAAGACAGCCGUCAUUUCAACAUUGGAUAACCGUCCACCAUUCAAUCUUGAUACUAAAAUAGAAGGAUAUGAUGAUAUAGAUGAGAAUGGACGAAUUCGUAAACGUUGGGAUGCAGCAUCAUCUUCGGCACCGUUAAAAUCCAAAAUUGAUCAGGAGAAGUUGACAUCUGAAUGGACGAACGGCCUACGAAGUGGAUUUCAUUGA
Messenger RNA from Auanema sp. JU1783, 312 nucleotides. NCBI's taxonomy places the organism in Eukaryota, Metazoa, Nematoda, Chromadorea, Rhabditida, Rhabditidae. The record is from the annotation of a GenBank genome assembly.